AUGUCUGUAACGUUCACAGUCUUCAAAGGGUCUCCUUCCAAGAAGAUCACUGAGAGCCAGACCACGGUCCCGGCCUUGCUCAGUGACCAGGUUUUAAUUAAAAAUACACAUUCUGGAGUGUGUGGCACCGAUGCACACUAUCUUCACGCAGACAUGGUCUUGGGCCAUGAAGGAGUUGGAAUUGUUCAAGCCGUGGGCGACGGAGUUAGCCUUGUGAAAGUCGGCGACCGAGUUGGAUUCGGAUACGUCAAAGAUGGAUGCAAAAAGUGCCAGUACUGCUUGGAAGGCUACAACUGGCACUGUGUUGAGGGCAUCCGCGGAUUCGGUUUCUCCAAUUUUGAUCAGGGAUCCUUCGCAACUCAUAGCGUGUGGCCAGAGACACGUCUGGCAAUAAUUCCUGAUGAGAUCCCUAGCGUCAACGCAGGUCCAUUCAUGUGCGCCGGGCAGACCGUCUUCGUCCCAUUCUUGCGACAAGGCAUAAAACCCUCAGACUGUGUUGGCAUUGUCGGCAUUGGUGGCUUGGGCCAUCUUGCCAUUCAAUUUGCAGCAGCAUGGGGCUGUACGGUUGUUGUCUUCUCCAGUUCAGACAACAAAAAACAAGAGGCCCUCGACUUUGGAGCCACUGAAUUCUACAACACUUCGGGAUUGAAGGCUGCAGAUGUUCCCAAAAAGAUUAACCAUCUGCUGGUUACCACCAGUGCUGUUCCGGACUGGAAACUGUACACGGAGCUGAUGGCACCAUUUGGUCACAUAUACCCACUGACAAUUUCGGAAGGCAACCUCGAGUUUCCUUACAUGCCAAUGAUAGGAAAAGAGCUAUCAAUCCACGGUAGUUGCUCUUCCACUCCCGAGGAGGUUAAGACAAUGCUCCAAUUUGUAGUCAAGCACAACAUCAAACCUACCAUUGAGCGAUUCCCCAUGACAUCAGAGGGUAUCACAAAUGCAUUUGAGAGGCUGAACAGUGGAAAGCUACGUUAUAGAGGUGUGCUUGAGGUCUGA
Messenger RNA from Trichoderma aggressivum f. europaeum, 999 nucleotides. RefSeq lists its product as uncharacterized. The record is from RefSeq and is a predicted model, not a curated record. NCBI's taxonomy places the organism in Eukaryota, Fungi, Ascomycota, Sordariomycetes, Hypocreales, Hypocreaceae. The transcript is spliced from 3 exons. Gene Ontology annotation, biological process: alcohol metabolic process. The coding region runs from base 1 to 999 and encodes 332 amino acids. Gene Ontology annotation, molecular function: alcohol dehydrogenase (NADP+) activity; zinc ion binding.